AAAAAAAAAAAAAAAAAAAAAAAACACAAAUAGGCAUAAUAAGCUCUGAGCUCUGUCAUUCAUCCAGUGCCCAGUAUUUGCUACACUCGCUAACGCUGUCUCCUACUGCCCUGUUUAUUGCUGUCCUCCGCUGGAGGGAACGAUACUGUAAAUCAACAGUUUAUAAGAGCAUGCAACCAGGAAGUGAAAGUCAAAAGCUGCACAUCCAGAAAUCAAAGCCGAGCUCAUGAUUCACAUUUUUCCACGACUACUUCAAUAAAAACUCGCAGGGGUGUGAAGAGGACAGAUGUGGAGAACCCAGCGGCGAGUGUGGGGUGACCAGCCUCACCAGGGAUAAAGAAAUUCAGAUGGACAAAGAGAUACACUUUCCUUCUUAAAGGAACUGGCUUGUGCUUCCCCCACCCCCAGAAGCCACCAAUUGACAGAGUGGACAUCGGAUGACAGAACACAUAAACCCAACCCCUACCCCAAGAUUCUCAUCACAUCCCAAAGAAACAAGUGUCCGUUCUUCAAGGAAAAGGCUAAGAGUGCUAAGCAUUAGAAUCGACUAUCAUGGAGACCAAUGAUCACGGCACACCCCAGGAUGGAUCCACAACCUCCAGUAGUCAGAGGACCCCUGGGGAUCCUCUGUUGUUGAUUGAAGCUGUUAAAGAGGGAAAUGUUGAUAGAAUUGAGCAAUUGCUGCAAAGAGGAGCUGACGUCAAUGCCUGUGAAGACUUUGGGGGCUGGACACCUUUGCACAAUGCAGUGCAGCUUGGCAAGAUAGACAUUGUCCAUCUCCUGCUUCGUCAUGGAGCUGACCCUCAUCGGAGGAAGAAGAAUGGGGCUACUCCCUUCAUCAUCGCUGGGAUCAAUGGAGAUGUGAGACUGCUCCAGAUAUUCCUCUCCAAAGGAGCAGAUGUCAAUGAGUAUGACUCGAAUGGCUUCACAGCUUUCAUGGAAGCUGCAGAACAUGGUCAUGUUGAAGCCUUAAGAUUCCUUUUUGAUAAUAGAGCCAAUGUGAAUUUGAGACGAGAGACAACAGAGGACAAAAAGCGCAUGAAGAAAGGAGGAGCCACGGCUCUUAUGAGUGCUGCUGAAUAUGGCCACACAGAAGUCUUGAGUAUUCUCCUCAAUGACAUGGGGGCAGAAGUCAAUGCCAAGGACAAUAAGGGCAGAAAUGCCUUGAUCUGUACUCUGCGGGACCCAGAUGGUAAAAACGUGGAGGAGAUUACGCGCCUUCUGCUCCAACAUGGGGCUGAUGCUAAUGUGAGAGGAGAAGGAGGGAAGACACCUUUGAUCUUGGCAGUGGAAAGGCAAAAACAUAUAGGUUUGGUGCAGAUGAUACUGUGUCAGGAGGGAAUAAACAUUGAUGACAGAGAUAACCAGGACAAGACAGCCCUGCAAUUUGCUGUUGAACACAACCUGAACGAAAUUGUUCAGUUGCUGUGUGAUAAGGGAGCCAGUACCAAGUAUGGGGAUCUUGUUGGGAUAGCCAGGAGAAAUUACAACUCUUUCCUUGUAGAGUUUCUUCUCAGUCAUGGAGCUAAAGAUCAAACUGGCCCUCCUGAUGGAGGCUGGUCACCUCACAGUUCACGUUGGGGGAGAGCCUUGAGGAGACUCCGCAGUAUGCAUCGACCCAUGAUUGGAAAACUCAAGAUCUUUAUGGAUGAGGAAUUUAAAAUUGCUAGCACUUCUGAAGGGGCCAUCUACCUGGGGUUCUAUGACAAUCAAGAGACGGCUGUGAAGGUCUUCUCCGAGGAUAGCACACGUGCACGUAAGGAAGUCUCCUGUCUGCAGGGCUGCCGUGGCCACAGUAACAUCGUGACUUUCUAUGGAAGUGAGACCAGCAAGGACUGUUUUUAUGUGUGUGUGUCCCUGUGUGAGUGGACAUUGGAAGAGUUCCUGGACAAGCACAGAGAGGAACCCAUGGAGGACAGUGAAGAUACGUUUGCCCGCAAUGUACUAGUGUCUGUUUUUAGGGCUGUUCAAGGACUACACUUGCAAGGAUAUACCCAUCAGGAUCUGCAGCCCAAAAACAUCUUAAUAGAUUCCAAGGAAGCUGUUUUCCUGGCAGAUUUUGAUGAAAGCAUCCAGGGGAUGGGAGAGCCACAGAGCAUCAAGAACGACUUGGAGGCUCUUGGAUGGCUGGUCCUCUAUGUGGUAAAGAAAGGCGAUAUCCCCUUUGAGACACUGAAAACUCAAAAUAAUAAAAAGGUGGCUAAAACAUCUCCAGAUGAGGACACUAAGGACCUCAUUCAGUGCCUGUUUUCUCCUGGAAAGAAUGUAAAGAACUAUCUGGAGAACCUACUUGGUCAUCCUUUCUUUUGGACUUGGGAGAAGCGCUACAGAGUUCUUCGGGAUGUGGGGAACGAAUCUGACAUUAAAAAACCAAAAAAUAAAAGCAAUCUUCUCAAACUACUGCAGUCUGGAACACCUGAGCCUUCCAGAAGUUUCUAUCAAUGGAAAUCUAAGAUCGACAAAUCUGUUAUGAAAGAAAUGGAUGAUUUCUAUAUACCACGCAAAAUGCCUUAUAAGAACACUGUGGGCGAUCUACUAAAGUUCAUUCGGAAUAUAGGAGAACACAUCAAUGAGGACAAAAACAAGCAUAUGAAGGAGAAAUUUGGAGACCCUUGUCAUUAUUUUCAGAAGACAUUUCCAGAUCUUGCAAUCUAUGUCUACAACAAAUUAAAGGAUACAGAAUACAACAAGCAUUUUUCUCAGCCUCAACCAAGCCUCAGUGUGCCUGAGGCAGUGGGACGGCAGAGCUGAGUCUUGCAAGUUCAAGGAACCGAUUUUUAAUGUGUAUAGUUCUUGGCAAGUUACAUAUCUCUGAUCUCUUAAGUAAUCUGGUUGCUUGUGAGGGCUGAGUUAGAGAGUCAGCGUGUCAGCUUCCGAUACACUGUUCUACCCAAUCACAAAAUCAGUGUACUACACAAC
Molecule: messenger RNA, 2919 nt
Organism: Phodopus roborovskii (desert hamster)
Lineage: Eukaryota; Metazoa; Chordata; Mammalia; Rodentia; Cricetidae
Gene: Rnasel
Product: ribonuclease L
Biological process (GO): defense response to virus; negative regulation of viral genome replication; mRNA processing
Molecular function (GO): ATP binding; RNA binding; protein binding
Source: RefSeq, a predicted model, not a curated record